Messenger RNA from Paramuricea clavata, 156 nucleotides. Lineage: Eukaryota; Metazoa; Cnidaria; Anthozoa; Malacalcyonacea; Plexauridae. The record is from the annotation of a GenBank genome assembly.
AUGCUUGAAGAUUUGCAAACUGCUCCAGAAUGUAUAACAUUACAUCCAGCAUUUGGAACUGUCUGCCUUGAUAGAUGGUCAUUAAGGUUAGCAGCUGGGAAGUACAGGACCAUUGACAAAAAGCGUUAUCUACAAACUGGUUCAGAUGAGGCGUAA